AUGAAUCCUUCUGACACUAUUAGUACCCCCCCUGAGCAGACCUCAUCAUGCACUGAUGCUGCGGAGCUCAUUGCCACUCCCAAUCGGUUUGAUAUUCUCUGUGGACAGUCCAAGCAAUGUUUUGAGUGGGAGGGCUCCCGCCGAUACCGUCUGGUGAUUGAUUCUUACUCCAGCAAGUAUGCGGCUGCUGGAAGCCGUCUGGAGAAGAUGGCAGUGACCAUGGAGAUCUACGAUCUGCUACAAAAGUCCAAGUCUCGCUUUUUACGAUACAAGGAGGCACAGGCAGCCUGGGAGGAAAUCCCAUUUCUCGGGGUCCGAGAUAAAAUUGGUCAUGCCCUUCGAUUUGCCAAUCGGGCAACGAAACGCCGCCCCAAGAAGGCAGGAGAAAAUCAGGUAAAAGGGUCUGCCGCCAAAAAAUCAACUGACAGUGGUGUGGCAGCAGCGUCUGCGCCCACACCCGCGCCUGUGCUUUCUUCGUCAUCAUCAUCCGAUCGAAACCCCUUUAGCGCUCAGCAGCAGCAGACCUGUUUGGGCGGCAUGAUGACAAUGAUGGAUUUUCAGAGACAGGCUCACGUCAGGUCGCAAAAGAAUCAGGUGAAAGCUGCACGGGCUUUGCACAAGCAAGUUUCGGCGGCAAUUGCAGCGAGAAAUCUUGCUGCCAGACUCCCCGCUAACAGACAAGCCAAGCAGGCGAAACUCAAGGAGGCGACAGUGACGCAGGUCUCUUCGACCGUUUCAGCGGUAGCAGCUAUUCCCCAAGCAGCAGAACCAAAGCAGGAACGAACCACUGUGAUCAAGCCCAAACCACGAACCCCCAAGAAUUUGGCCUUUGCUGCGUCUCUUCGGGCCCUUCAGCAGCAGCAGCAGAAGAAGGCGGCUGCCAUCAACGUUGCGGCUCAAGACAAGUCCCUGAAGACUCCCAACGAGGCGAAUGUUGCCACAAACAACAGCACGAAGGCGUCAGAGACGGGACUUUUGCGACCUACUCCACCCCUCCCCACUGGAAUCUCGAUGGAGAACCGAAGAGAUAAUCUGGAAGCUGCCAAGAACCAGUUGAUUCAAGCAUUUCACAAGAGCGCCAAGGAACCCACCGAUGCUUUACCGUUGGGUGAUGUUCAAGAAGACGGUGCCGCACAACCUGCGCCCACGAAAAAGAGAAAGAGGUGUCCCUGCGACGUGUCUCCCCCUCUUCCUACUAACAUCAUUAUUGGCCAUUCCGGUGCAGAUGAAAUGGUGACGGACAAGACGGCCCCUUCUCCUCGAAAAAGGUGCUGUACCAGUCCAGCCCCCUCGUCUUCGUCCGUAUCCGGGGCGGAGCCAUGGUCCAUCUUGCAAGAAUCUUUGGAAGACUGGGAAUCCGAUCAUUCGUCUUUUGACGAUCACGAGGUAACAAUGGAGUUGGUGCCGAAUGACCCGCACACCAUGGGCGUCGUGGCUUUGCAGUAA
This is a messenger RNA of Seminavis robusta, 1446 nucleotides long. The record is from the annotation of a GenBank genome assembly. NCBI's taxonomy places the organism in Eukaryota, Bacillariophyta, Bacillariophyceae, Naviculales, Naviculaceae.